UGCCAUCAAAUGAUGCUGUUUGGAAAAAUUUCCCAGCAGUUGUGUGGCUUAAAGAAACUCCCAUGGUCAUGUGACUGCAGAUACUUCUGGGGCUGGUUGAAUGCAGUGUUUCAUAAAGUGGAUUACGAACGCAUCAGGGAUGUGGGACCUGAAAGGGCAGCAUCGGAGUGGCUGCUGCACUGUGGGGCCAUGGUGCGCUACCACGGCCAGGAGAGGUGGCAGAAGGACUACAACCGCCUCCCCACAGGACCUCUGGACAAGUACAAGAUUCAGGCAAUUGAUGCCACUGACUCUUGUAUCAUGAGCAUUGGAUUUGAUUACAUGGAGGGCCUACACCAUGUUGAAAAAAUAAGGCUACGCAAGUGUCAUUAUAUCAAGGAUGACUAUUUGGAGAAACUUGGCAAACUUGAAAAUUUACAAAAGAGCGUAUUGGAAAUGGAAAUAAUUUCAUGUGGGAAUGUCACAGACAAAGGCAUCAUUGCUUUAUAUCACUCAAGAAACCUGAAAUAUUUAUUGUUAAGUGAUCUUCCUGGAGUAAGAAAAAAAGAAAACCUUAUCCGAGCCUUUAAGACAGCACUGCCUUCUCUGGAACUAAAAUUAGACUUGAAGUAAAAUAAUCAUAU
Prionailurus viverrinus (fishing cat) is the source of this 623-nucleotide messenger RNA. Its product is annotated as ATP synthase subunit s, mitochondrial-like. The transcript has a single exon. NCBI's taxonomy places the organism in Eukaryota, Metazoa, Chordata, Mammalia, Carnivora, Felidae. Bases 10 to 612 code for a protein of 200 amino acids. The record is from RefSeq and is a predicted model, not a curated record.